Messenger RNA from Brassica oleracea var. oleracea, 1553 nucleotides. RefSeq lists its product as uncharacterized. The transcript is spliced from 8 exons. The record is from RefSeq and is a predicted model, not a curated record. The coding region runs from base 171 to 1382 and encodes 403 amino acids. Lineage: Eukaryota; Viridiplantae; Streptophyta; Magnoliopsida; Brassicales; Brassicaceae.
UCUCUCUCUCUCUCUCUCUCUCUCUCUCUCUCUCAAUGGUCCCUCAAGUCCCCCACCUUCCUCCUUCAACAGGCUUUCUCUCUCUAAAACCCCCUUUCUUCACUCUAAAGUUCCAAACUUUCCGUCUGGUUUUCUCGUAUUAGGGCUUUCCUCAGCUCAUAAGCGGCAGUAUGAGACCAAUUUGUGAAACAUGUGGAAACCAAGGAUGGAAAGGACUAUUUGUAACUUGCUCUAAAUGCCGUAUAGCCUGUGAACACCGUUACUGCAUGGAUAAAGUUUCAUUUGAGGCCUCAGUAGAUUUUGUAUGCGCUGAUUGUUCGAAGAGGACCGUUCAAAACAGAUUAUCUACAGCCUCCAUCAAAGCAGCACCCCCUAGGAUUCAAAAGGGCAAAGCGAGGGUUGAAUCUUCAAAUCCAGUCCCCAGAUGGAAAAAGAUUCCUGAAUCAUCGAAAAUGAGGUUAAUCUCACCGGAGGAAGUCAGAAAACUUUCAUUCAGUGGGGGCAACAACUCAACUUUCAAAGUGCCAAAACCUGUUCCAGCUCGUUCUCCAACGGGUUUAACAAAGCUUGCUUCCUUUCCAAGAUCUAGGAGUCUGAGUUCCACAGUUGUGGCUCGCAAAACCAAUCACAUGCUCCUUCCUCCACCUAAAAGGGCUGAGUCUCCUAGGCCUUUGCAGAUUCGUUCAGGAGUCAUGCAACAAUCUUCUAAACGACAAGCAGUAGUAGAAGGGUCAAAACUAAAAGUUGGUGGUGGAGCUAAAGAUCUUGGUUCAAAAGAGAUAUGCCGAUCAAUCCUAUCAGAAAAGCUGUUGCAAUUGCUUCCACAUCGACCAGCUUUGCCCCCUAUUUGGAAGGGACGCAUUUUAGAUUCUGCUACACCAUCAGAGUUUAAUGGCGUGUUUUGGGCACAGCCGGCUUCUGUAAUCCGCAAGAAGGCUUACAACCUUUCAAAGACGAUUCCUGUCGUACUCAAGGUCGAAUUGGUCCCUAUAGGCAGUCUUUUGAAUGAUUUGUUUGCCAACAGAAAGCCAGCGCUUUCAGAUGUCGAGAUGUACAUUUUCCCAGAUGAUAAGAACACAAUAAGGUUUAAGGAGGAACAUGCUUAUCUAUUUGAGACCAUGAAGAGACGCAAUGCUAUGAUCAGAAUCAACGUCAAGGACACGCCGUUACUGAUAUUCUCUUCAAAAGUGCUGGACAAGUCCUCUCAAAUUAUCAUCGAGAUGCAGAAGAAAACAAAAAACUUCCUUUGGGGGAUUUUUCUCGUGACGAAAAAGUCAUUAGCACUCGUUCCUGGAACUUCUAAUCAAGCUGCUCAACGUUUUGAUGCUGGAGAUGUGGUUGACAAUACCGCUAAACGCCCAUACAGGAGGGAGAGAGUUUGAUCGAUGCGUGUUAUAUCUCAAGAAAAUUGGUAAUAGCUUUGUUUGCUACUGUCUGAAUGUGUGUUCUUGUUUGUUGUAAGAAGUAAUAAAGUCAGGCCUUGUUGUUACUUUCACCUCAUUUGAUAGUUUAAUGUAGAUUUUGUGAGUACUUAAACUGUUCUUUUUUGUUUA